GCAUGUGGAUUCACGUGAAAUGGACGUGCGAAGGAAGUUCAACACACGACCGGCAAAAGUGUGUCGUCCAUCAAGACAAACAGACAGACAGACAUCACACACACAGUGGCUGUCAGUGCGUCUGACUUGGCUGGCUGGCACAUCCCAAGCUCACGCGGUGACCACAGCUUAAAGGUUGUAUGUCGGCCAGUCCGGCAGCCAGCCGCAAGGCCCGCUCAUCAAAGUUCACGCGUGCACCAAAGAAUGGUACGUUCCGCGUGAACUGACAAACACUGCAACAAAAACCCUCACCUUAAGAGGACAGGCAGCCGCAUGUACAACAGAGCAGGCACGGUGCUCAUCCAUUCCGACAGGCAUUCGAUGGUCUCACACGCAACAGGCAGCUGGCAUUCUCGCACCACUUCCCCUCUCUCUCUCGUCCCUCCCGUCACCACACCACAACACGUCGACCAACAACACCACCACUCCUCACCAUCUCUCCCCUCCUCGCGCAUACACUCGCCCCCGGCCGCCUCCACUAUUAAUACGUCGAUCCCUCAAUCAAUCCAUCAUCGUGGCGGUCGGGUGGGUGACACAGAUGUCCAUAAUCGAAAAGCGCUCAUUCAUUAAGGCAUGUUCACGAGUUGUCACCACACGAGAAUGACUCUACCCGUCAUCUAUCUUUGUCACACCAGCGAGAGGUCAUCCACUACUGCAAUACCACCCACAUACACCAAAACCGUCCUCCCUGUGCUGUGCUGCGCUAAGAGGGGGACGCUUCGCAUGCCCACAACCAGCAGGCGAGCAGCGCACACACGACACCCAGGUAUGGGCAGAAUGACAUACCGACAAAAGAGACGCUGGCCGUCCGUGUCUGAGGCGGUCUGAGGCUCCGACGGACACCGUCGCCUAUGUCCUUAAUAAUUUUGUGUGGGUAGGGUUAGGCUAGGCUGGGCUGACUGGCACGAGGCAUGUAUGGGUGCGUCAGGCGCUGGCAAGGGCACAACGUACGUGCACGACACCGCCAUUUCCCUCACAUACGCGACAGGCAGCCGACAAGAAAAAGGCACACCAAUCCAUGAGACCCCCAUGACACGACAGACCCGCCUCCCGUCCAUCCAGCCAGCAGAAAAGUUCCCUCCCCCUGUGUCCCACGCCCAGCCACCCUCUGCCAUUCGUGUGCGGUGCGUAGCUGACACCACCGCCCUCCCUCGGCAGCGGGGCGCUCUCCUCCGAUGAAGUGGCCACCGAGGCGGACGUCCACAAUUGCGCAGCCCGACGAUGCCGUGUGUGUGGCGCUGCCCGAGGCACGACGGCCGACCGAAUUGAGCCCCUCCAGGAGCUUACGAGGGACGCAGAGCAGCUGGCUCUUGAUGAAGCCCUCGAGAAGUGCCAUGCGGUCACCGUUGCCGGUGGUCGGUGCUGGUGGCUGUGCCUGGCCAGCGGCAGCUGCUGCUGCUGGGACGAGACGGAACGGGUGCGGCAACCUUCUGCUGCUGCAACUGCGGUCCGGGUGGUGGAUGGAUGACGCCGGCGUCUCUGGGCACCUCACGCGGCGACACCUUGGGCAGCACGACCGGCCUGACACACACGAGAGAGAAACAAAGCGGCAGAGAGACGGUUCAUGGGACCACGGUCUGGAUGAGUGUGCGUGUCUAUGUGUCUGACUCACUCGAAGCCUUCGAUUUCUUGCUGUGGGUCCAGUGUGGGAUUGGUAAUUGUUUGGGGAGCUCCUGAGCCGACAGGGGGUGCUCCUGAAUGCCGUACGAUGGCGGGGCGGCCGCCACAGCAGCUCCCUGGAUGAUGAUCUGCUUCUGCUGCUGUGGCGCAGGCUCACGGACGCCACUAAGGAUUGAGUGAGCAAUCUAUCUGACCACACACACACACACACACAUGCACAUCACAUGCACAUCACAUGCAGACAUGGGUUGGGUGCACCCCGUGUGUGGUCUUGUUCUCACUUGGUCAUGCAGUGAGGGAAGGACACAUCGACCACCCCCCACGCGCUAGUGCCGUGGGCUGGGCAUAGUGGGGGGUCUGUUGGGUUGACUUCGCCCCCACGUUGCGCACUCCAUAACAGCGAGACCAACGGGUCUGCCGCUUCGUGGUCGCUGAUCUGAGUGUGCCGCGCACACACAGACAGACAGACAGACAGACGGACGGACAGACAAAGGUAAUUGUCAUCCAGCGGGAAGGUGCGCGUGUGCAUCGUGCAGGUGGAUCACUCACCGGCAUGAAUAUGGGUUCUUCGGCGUUGUAGCGGAUGCGGACGCAUGGGUGUUGUAGUCCCGGCCGGCCAUGACGGGCACGUGCACGCUGGUCGUCCCAGCACCGCAAUUGCCACUGCAGCGACCCAACGAAGCCCAU
Molecule: messenger RNA, 2346 nt
Organism: Vitrella brassicaformis
Lineage: Eukaryota; Vitrellaceae
Source: the annotation of a GenBank genome assembly